Solea senegalensis (Senegalese sole) is the source of this 4089-nucleotide messenger RNA. It is a transcript of the gene mtdha, whose product is annotated as metadherin a. Bases 69 to 1637 code for a protein of 522 amino acids. Gene Ontology annotation, molecular function: transcription coregulator activity. The record is from RefSeq and is a predicted model, not a curated record. Gene Ontology annotation, biological process: regulation of transcription by RNA polymerase II; positive regulation of canonical NF-kappaB signal transduction; positive regulation of angiogenesis. Gene Ontology annotation, cellular component: nucleus. The transcript has 12 exons. Lineage: Eukaryota; Metazoa; Chordata; Actinopteri; Pleuronectiformes; Soleidae.
CCUCCGUUAGCAUACGGCUGCAGGAAAUGAUAGCUAACAGUUAGCUGGUGUUUAAGCAAUUAGGAAAGAUGGCUGGGGACUGGCAAGGUGUCGCGCUAGAAAAAGCCGAAAUGCUCUCCGGUCGUCUGAAGGAACUCCUGACAUCGGGACAGGAUUAUGUUCAGGCUCAGUUUGGGGUUGAUUUGGGUUUGAAGCCCGAGCUUUACCCGACGUGGCUUAUCCUGUCCUCGGCCGCGGCGGGUCUACUGCUGCUGCUAGCUCUGUCCUGGGCCGCCGUCUGUGGCGGCGUUAACGUGGGGAAAAAGCGAGGAUGCCCGAUGACCCAGGGCAGCGGUGAGCCCGUCAAGGCCAGUUUAGCGAAAACUGCGAAACCAGAAGAACAGAAGAAGAGAAACAGAAAGAAAACGGCUGAAAAGGCUCCACAUGCAGCGGUGACGAGCUGUCGAAUUACGAAGAGUCAGUCUAAUGGACAGCCAUUGACUAUAGUUCAAGAGGAAGCCAAAGUGACUGGGAUGGUUCCCAAGGUGUCUCCACACAUCAAAACUGAGAAGGUGCAAUUGACAAAAUUAAAGGUCCAUGAGGUACAGGCUCCUGUGCAGGUGAAAAAGAACAAGAAAAAAACCAAGGCAGAUGUGAAACCAGUCAAGCUAGUGUCCACAAGUGACGCAAAGGAACCUGAUGAUGGUGCAUGGGAGACUAAAGUUAGUAACCGAGAGAAGAAGCAGCAGCGCAGGAAGGACAAGGGCCCUGAGGACUCUGGUAGCUCAGGAGGUGUGGAGGCCCCCAAAGACCACGUGAUGGCAGCUGCAGCAGCCACAGCACCUGUCAACACCAAGAAGAACAGAGGAAGCCAGGAGUCACUACCAUCAAAAACUACAGGAAAGGUGGAUGGAGCCAGUGGGGCUGCUAAAGCAUCAUCCAAAUGGAGAGAGGAGCAUUCAGUAAAUGGUGUAGGAUGGACCGACAUUUCUGUUAAACAUCCGGGUCAGAUGGCAUCUAUGGACAGAGCCAAGUGGAGGAACAUGGCCACAGCUCCACAGUUCAGGGGCCCAGCUGAGACUCAGUGCUGGUCUCAGGAGACACAAGCAUGGAGUGAAAUCGAUGGUCGGGUAAACACUGAGCGUGUGUCCUUCUCCAUGCAGAGACUUAACACCUCAGACCCAAUAUCAUCUUCAAUUGAGCUGCAGUGGGCAGGCAACCUAGAUGUUGAUGAUGAAUGGUCUCCCUUUAAUGGAUCAGCAGCAGCGGACCCAACCUCUGACUGGAAUGCCCCAGCAGAGCACUGGGGAAACUAUGAAGAGCCUUUUCUGUUGGUGAAACCUGCCCCUCUCCCGAAGGAGCAGCCUGUCCACAACAAGCAGGUAUCAGAGAAUGAGAAGGAUGCAGAGGAUCCCUCCGGAGGUGCAGCCAAAUCCAAGAAGAAGAGGAGAAAGAAGAAGAAAACAGAAGAGGAAGCUGCAUCUGAGGCUCAGGUGGUGAGCACAGCACCAGUAUUCACAGUGGCCAAACCUCAAGAGCCUCCUGUGAAGGCUUCCAAAAAGCAGAAUCCCAGCACAUCCUCCUCUCAACAGGUGUCUGGGAAGAGUGUGGAGCCUCCAAAACCUUCCCAGAAGAAAAAGAUCAGGAAAGAAACAUGAAGUCACACCACAGGUCCAAACUAAGCAUAUGCAAACAAUUGUUAAAUAUGUCACAUGCAAUAAUUACUUGGUACAGAGUUUCUUUCUCAGCUACAUUAACAAUUUAUCAGUUACAAAAAACAAUCAAGCAGUGGAUAACAUCACCUGCUUGGCUCAAUAUAGUGAUGAAAAUUGGUCCUGUGGACUUGAGUAAUUUGCACUACUUGCUACACUGCAGUCAGAGUGGAGUGUGGACGAAAGGUGGACUUGCAGUGGAGGUAUAUGUUUAUGAUUUUUUUUUAUAAUUCAUAAUUAUUAACCCCCAAAAACAUUAAUGAGUGUCUUAAUUAAUAUUGUUUGUAGGAAGAAUUAGAACCAUACAUUCUUAAUGUGCGUUCACACCAAAUGCGAAGCAAAUUUUUGGUGUUUGGUUGCAGGAUUAUUUUCCACCACUUUCAUCCCAAUCUCAGCACUGAUUGGCUUUCACAAUUUCAGCUUGAUGAAGUGAAACACCAGUGGUGUGAUUAGCAUCACUCAGAUUACGUGACUAUUGCGCUUGGUAUUUUCAUGUAAAGUCAAUGCACAGAAUUCAGCUUUGCAAUUAGUUUGAAUGCACCAAUACUGUAAUGUAAUGUUGCACUUUGUUAAGUUUGUCAUGCUGCUGCCCGUCUAUCAAUUACUGAAAUGUGUGAACACAAGGCGUAUGUCAGUGCUUGUCUCAAAUCAGUCUUAAAUGUUUGGUUUGGAAUUUUCUAAGGGUUAAUUUUUAUACAACACUCACAUGCUGUAUAUAAAUUGAUAGUUAGGGGGUCACUAUAAUCAUCCCUUCUCUUCAUUCUGGCCAUGAACAGUACAUGAACGAUAAGGCUUCAGAUAAGUUACCCUUAGCAAAGCUAAGGGACUUUCCUGCGGAGCUGUGGCACAGCAAUAGUUCCUUGUUGUUGCCAAGACAAAAUACAGGUAAUAAAUAGUGAUCGGGCUAUUUUUGGACUGCUGAAGCUGACGUGUUGGAUUGCUGCACGGCCAGUAUGAAGAGGAGUCAUUUUCACAGUGAUCCCUAACAUAUUUACUAUUUACAGAUUUAAUAAGACUUGAAAAACAAAUCCAAGCUUCAGCUUGUGAUAAACUUUAGUGUAAAUCCAUCCGUUGAGUGUAGCUCAGUGACUGUGGGCUGCAUAGUUUUUCAAAGCCUCUUUAUGAAGAAUGGCAACUGUGGACAUGUUAAAUUCAGUCGUUUACACUGGUGGGAGGUUGUACAGUGUAAUUUGUCCAUGGUUUUGCCAAAAUAUGGUUAAAUGCACCUCUUAUUGGAGAGGGAUAUCAAUACAUUGACUUUCUAUGUAGCCAUAUUCUGUUUUUUAAGAAAACUCAUUCAGACCGAUGUCGAUGUCAGUCGAUGCUGAAAAUUGGAUGUUAACUGAUAAUGGAUUGACAUUUCAAGUAAAAGGCACUGUAUCUGAUAUCAACCACCAGGAGGCAGUGUACUGUAAAUUGAAGGACUAAUAGGAUUAUCCCAUAAAGCAGUGGCACUAUUGACUAUUGUCCCUUUUACUUUUAUCAUUCUGAGCUUGUCUGUCUUCAUCUGAUUACAUUGUGUGUUUUUUAAAGGACAUUUCCCUCCUGGUUUUGUGCUUGAAAAAGCCAUGCCAUAUGUACAGAUAGUAAGGGCUUUUUCUAGUUCUGUGUCUGCACUGUGCAAAAGGCUGCAUUGAGUUCCUUUUGAUGUCAAUGAAUUGUGUUUUUUACUACCUUUUUGUCGAAUGUGAAAUUGGCAACUUCUUGUGGCUUGAUCUACGAAAAGGGGGGACAUUUCUCAAUGUAAUGUAAUUGACAACAAAAACUUACAGUAGAUGCGUGAUAUGGAACAGCUUUAAUUCCACAUCAAACUUGGAUUUGAACAAAACUCACUUACACAUUUGUAAAAGGAAUUUAAUUCCAUUGCCUUAAUAUGUUGAUGUAUAGCAUUGGCAUCCUUUUUUUUAUAUAGUUUUAAUCUAAUUGCAAAUUUGAUGUCAGAAAUAAAUUCCUCUUGCAUGACUUUGAUAAUAGUACUUGUGUACAUGAAAUUAAAUGAACGAUCUCUUGCUUUAACUGUUAGUACUUUGUCCUGGAGUAGCCUACCAAUCAGUGUAAACAGUAUAUUGUAAUAGCUUUUUUUUAAAGGAGACAAAUUGCAGGAAUUCAAUUUAGCAGAUGUUAACAGGAGUCUGUUGUUGGUAGGUGAAAAAGCCUCAGCUUGUGCUGGUUAUAACUGUAGACCUGAUAGAACAAGUCCAUAUGUUGCUGUGGCUUCAGGCAUCUUUUUUGGUUAAUUUUUUACUGAUGAUUAAGGUGAUCAAAUUAAUGUAUUUAUAUACUUGUGUCUAGAAAAUGUUUUUGCUUUUUUUGUGAAUGAUUCUGUUUAUUGAAGAGAUACAGAUAUUUCUAUGUUUGUUUGGUAAAGAUGAAAAUAAAUCAGAAAUGCUUGAUUUCA